CCGUACAGCCAUUCGGUGCCCUGCACGAUCCGAGCUGACGUUUGACUGGGCCGCGCUGGAAGAAUUCCAACAUCAGCCGACCAGCGACUGGCGAAGACGCAGGGCCACCGCAGCGGCAGAUGUGAUUAAAUAGCUGGAUUGCUCGGACGUGGUCAUUUCUAGUUCGCAGAUUUAUUCCGUUGAUGUCCGUCCUGCCCUGCAUUUGCUGUUGCAAAAACAGGCCCCUGUGUAUCAAUCAUGGACCGAGUACGAAAUCUAGAGACCGAGUCAGGACCCCGAUAUAACGAAAGCGUCGAGCACGUCCGAGAGGUCGAAUACCCUACACUGAGGGAUGUCAUAUACCUUGACCACGCGGGAUCGACGGUAUAUGCGCGGUCACUAAUCCGGUCGUAUGCUCUGGACCUCCAGACGAGUCUGUAUGGGAACCCCCAUUCAGAUAAUACUCCAUCACGCGUAUCUGGGGCUCGAGUAGACGCUAUUCGCGUGCAGCUUCUGCACUUCUUCGGCGCAGAUCCUAGAGACUUUGACCUGGUCUUCACAGCCAAUGCCACCGCUUCCAUCAAACUGGUGGGCGAGUGCAUGUCCAGCUAUACUCGGUCACAAAAGGCGUCGCGUUUCAGCAAACGCCGCGGCUUCAACUAUGUGUACCACCAAGAUGCCCAUACCAGCCUGGUAGGCUUGCGGGAAAUUGCUACCGGUCAGAGUAUGUGCUUGCGAGGAGAUGCAGCCGUCGAGGAGUGGAUCGAUUGGGGAAAGACGCCCAGUCAGAGAGACGUGACGCUGUUCGCAUAUCCGGGGCAGAGCAACAUGACCGGCCGACGAACGCCGCAAUCUUGGCCGGGGCGGGUUCGUCAGAACCAUAGGAACACAUAUGUCCUGUGGGAUGCUGCGGCGUAUGCCUCAACCUCUCCAUUAUCCCUGCCUGAUGCCGAGUCUGCGCCUGAUUUCACUGUCGUCUCGCUAUACAAGAUUUUUGGAUACCCAGACGUUGGCUGUUUAAUUGUGCGCAAGGCGGCUGCGGCAGUUCUCCAGCAACGGCGGUACUUUGGUGGUGGCACUGUCGACAUGGUUGUGAAUUCUCCGUCUCCCAAUAUCUCUGCCUGGCACGCACUCAAGUCAGAGUCAUUGCAUGACAUUCUCGAAGACGGAACCCUCAACUUCCACUCGAUCGCCGCCAUACCCCAUGCGGUCGAGACACACACGCAACUAUUCGGCAGUAUGAACAAGGUUUCUUCGCAUUGCGCAUAUCUGGCGGCAUAUCUAUACAGACAAUUAGUGCUCUUACGUCAUUCUAACAACGCCCCAGUCUGCAGGAUCUACACUGGCUCGCAGAAGCCCGGCUUCGGAAACGUCUCACUGCAAGGGCCUACCGUUGCCCUAUCUGUCCUCGACCCAUCAGGAACGAUCCAUGGCUAUGCAGAAGUCGAAAGACACGCAGACAAGGACCGGAUAUACCUCCGCAGCGGGAGCGUAUGCAAUCCAGGGGGCAUGGCGCACCUCGGCUGGCUGAGGAUGGACGAUAUGAGAGCCGCCUGGGACGCCGGACACCGAUGCUCUCAUCCUAUUCAGGAGGUGGACGGGAAACCGACCGGAAUCGUAAGGGUGAGCCUGGGGGCAAUGAGCACAAUAGCUGAUAUUGAGGGUUUUGUCGCUUGGUUAAAGAGGAACUACGUGGAUCGAUACAUUGGCCUCCCCUACUCGGAGAAGUCAAGUGGGUCGAUGUCCAAGAGUUCGCUGGAUAUAGGCAUGGAAGAGCAGAGGCCAGCUAGACCGAAACGUCCAUGGGUGAGGACGGUGGCAGGACGCUUUCGAAUGUUACUCUGUUGAGGUUGAUUGAUAUAUUAACACGUCGAGGGGGUGGAAUAGGAUAUCCAAUUGAGUAUAUAGAUGGUCUAGAGUGAUACCCUUCGGGGGUUGUGUAUAGGUAUAUUCGGCCUUUCCUCAAGAGCUCCAGAUAUAGCAC
Aspergillus nidulans FGSC A4 is the source of this 1963-nucleotide messenger RNA. RefSeq lists its product as uncharacterized. The coding region runs from base 238 to 1827 and encodes 529 amino acids. Lineage: Eukaryota; Fungi; Ascomycota; Eurotiomycetes; Eurotiales; Aspergillaceae. The record is from RefSeq and is a predicted model, not a curated record. The transcript has 2 exons.